CCCUAUCAAGACAUGCCUUCAUCAACCAUUCUUCAUUAUCAGCAUCAUCCCCUUCCUUCUUCCUUCUUUGACAUCCAUGGAAGAUUUGAACAUGCUGGCCGCAGAUUGUGUAGUCAUAUCUUGUUGCUGCCAAUGCUUGAUACUACAAUCGAUCAUAUUCGUCUUGCUCAAACUUCCCCGCAAAGUCAUUCAGAAGACCAGAGCAUAUGCUAAGAAGAAGCUUUGGCACAGAAAGAAAGAGAAGAUAUUAGAAUCGGUCAGGGGUGGGUUCCAGGACAGUUUUGAUAAAUUUCUAGAAGGGUCUAUAGAAAUCCCAGUAGAUGACUUCCGUGGAGGGCAUGAUUGUGAGAGCUGCAUCGAGGAAGUUGAGGAAGUCUUGGAAGGGUUUUCUCAGAAGGGGGAGUUUGCUUUCGGAAGCUUUUGGGGUAGGGUUGUAUCAGGAACCUCUCCAGCAUGCAUAGUAGCUGUGCAGGAAUUUGAUUUAAGUUUUGCACAGUUUGAAGUGGUUGAAACAAUCAGUACAUCUUUCACGCAUUCAUAUUAAUAAAGCAAAAAAGUAAGUUCCAUUUCCAAUUUAUUGUAUAUAUCCGUAGUAGUUCCACUUGAUUAGAAAUCUGCAUCCAAGCCAUUCU
Messenger RNA from Populus euphratica (Euphrates poplar), 632 nucleotides. RefSeq lists its product as uncharacterized. Bases 77 to 544 code for a protein of 155 amino acids. Lineage: Eukaryota; Viridiplantae; Streptophyta; Magnoliopsida; Malpighiales; Salicaceae. The record is from RefSeq and is a predicted model, not a curated record. The transcript is spliced from 2 exons.